This is a messenger RNA of Syzygium oleosum, 2048 nucleotides long. Its product is annotated as protein Brevis radix-like 4. NCBI's taxonomy places the organism in Eukaryota, Viridiplantae, Streptophyta, Magnoliopsida, Myrtales, Myrtaceae. The coding region runs from base 516 to 1760 and encodes 414 amino acids. The transcript is spliced from 6 exons. The record is from RefSeq and is a predicted model, not a curated record.
CACUCUCAUCACCUCGACCACGACCCCGACGAAGGAAGGAAGAAGAAGAAGAAGACGACGACGAAGACGACGCCGCCGCCAUGACCGCGAAUCGCUCGCGGCAGAGCUAGCUAGCCAGCUCUUCCGGCUCCGCUCGCGACUCCUCCCGCCGCCGCCUCCGCGAUGACGGCGGCGACGGCGUCGUUCGACGAGAGGGAGCGCGCGCGAGCGAGAGAAUCUCCGGCCGCGUGAUUGGGGGGCCCCCGUUCGAGAAAGCGUCCUCGGUCUCCGCGCGCGCUGAAGCUGAGGCCGACCGGCGCAUCCGCAAGAAUUCGGCGUCCUCAGAUUCUCGCCGUUUUCCGAAAUCGAUUCGAUCGCCUGGAAAUCGCUCCACCGCGAUCACGAUCCCGGCGGCUGCGGGACUGCUCCGAUCAUCAGCGAGCCUGCUGUUUCGAGGUUUCUUUCUUCAUUCGUUUUUUCCGGCCUCUCUGCUCCGUGUCAGAUAUGCACAGUGAUUUCUAGCGGACUGUGGCGCAAUGUGGUGCGCGUUUGAACGCCUUUUUUUUAACGGUCGUUGCGUCGGUUGCAGAGAGAUAAUAUAUCUCGCGGCCCGAGCUGAAGAAGGAAGGGGGAAGAUGCUGACGUGCAUAGCUCGCUCGAAGCAGCCCGGCGACGACUCGCUGAGUCAGCCUGAGAACGCCGCCGAUUCCGCCUCCGCGGCCGGCGCUAAGAACCAAUCCAUCAAGUCUCUCACUUCUCAGCUUAAGGACAUGGCGCUCAAGGCCUCCGGGGCGUACAGGCACUGCAGCCCCUGCACGACGGGGCCGCCGCCGCCGCCGUCGGCGGCGGGGGGCGGCCAGGGCCGGCUCCGGAACUCGAGCGAGUCGGACGCCGACUCGGACCGGUUCCGGUGGUCGUACAGGCGGCAGGGGAGCUCGAGCUCCAACACGCCCAAGCCGUGGGGGAAGGCGGAGCUGGAGGCGAGGCUGAAGGGGAUAUCGAGCGGCGAGGCCACGCCGAAGUCGGCGAGCGGGCGCCGCGAGCCGGUGGUGUUCGUGGAGGAGAGCGAGCCCAAGGAGUGGGUGGCCCAGGUCGAGCCCGGCGUGCUGAUCACGUUCGUCUCGCUCCCCCGCGGCGGGAACGAUCUCAAGCGGAUACGGUUCAGCCGAGACAUGUUCAACAAAUACCAAGCUCAAAGAUGGUGGACAGAGAAUUAUGACAGGGUCAUGGAACUAUACAAUGUCCAGAGGCUUAACCGCCAAGCCUUUCCACUUCCAACCCCCCCGAGGUCUGAAGAUGAGAGCUCAAAAAUAGAAUCUGUGCAAGACAGCCCUGUAACUCCACCACUUACAAAGGAACGUCUUCCGCGAAACUUGUAUCGUCCACCAGGGGUGGCGAUGGGUUACUCCUCCUCAGAUUCACUUGAUCAGCACCCUGGACUGCCACGCCCUUGCCGUGACUCUACUGGUGUCACAUCUACCCCAAAACUCUCCAGCAUCAGUGGAGCCAAGACAGAAACUUCAUCAAUUGAUGCCUCAAUGAGAAGUAGUUCUUCAAGGGAUGCAGAUCGCUCAGGAGAGUUGUCCAUCAGCAAUGCUAGUGAUCUUGAAACUGAAUGGGUUGAACAAGAUGAACCGGGAGUUUAUAUAACUAUUAGAGCAUUACCAAGUGGUAAAAGAGAGCUCAGACGAGUCAGAUUCAGUCGAGAAAGAUUCGGGGAGAUGCAUGCUCGAGUAUGGUGGGAAGAAAAUAGGGCGAGGAUCCACGAACAGUACUUGUAACUGAAAGCACAAAGGCAAUGGUCGCGGUUCCUGAGGUUACCAAUUGUUCCUUUUUGCCGGUUUUUUCUCCUUUUCACUUAUUCUACAAUGUUGCAUCUGAAACCUAUUCAAAUGUAUAUCUUAAAGGGUGUUUAUACAGGCACCUCUAGGCAUAUGUGGCAGCUACCAAAAUCUUUUGUAAGCUACCACUUCUUUUGGAGCUCACUCCUUGUGAUGCUCCAGAGAUAUUAGCACGGGAUGCGGGUCAUGAACAAAAAUUUUGUUUAUAAUAUCCUUCAGUUUUGGGUA